UUCCUGGAGGUCUGUCGUCCUGUAGGCUUUCGGUUCAGUCUUUAAAAAAGCGUACUUCAUUAAACAGUUUGUGAUCUUGUUGAGCUGCUAACCAGUAGAAUCACAUGUGCUAAAUAGGGGUUAAAAUAAAAACCUACACGACGACAGAUCUCCAGGAUCAGGAUUGGGCAGCCAUGCUCCAUGCCAUGUCGACAUAUGAUUAUCGAGCGUCGCAUCUCUGACGUUAUUAGUGCACCAGGGCCACUUACCUUCACAAACCAGAAAAGGUCCAAACAGGGUUGUUCUAAAUUGACGUUCGGCAUCUAAAGUAUGUGGUUUGCAUAUACACACUGACCGGGGUGAGCAUCUCUGCAAGGACCAGUCAGUGCAUUGGCCUUAUAUGCAGUGCUGGGGUAACACCGUAAUCGAGCAACCUCCUGGACAUAUUGAUAAGUUCAGUAGCCAGAAGUGCACCUGCUCCAGGAUAGCUGUUCGAGAUCAAGUAGAAUGGCAAACUCCAGCAGAACAUUUUCCGAUGUUAGAUCCGCUGUACUGUCUGUCCAUAAAAAUGAAUCUGCUGAAGACCAAAUUUGUUUCUACAACAACUGGGCUGAAAACUACGAACAGGAUGUAGCUAUAUUGGAUUUCAGGGCCCCUAGGCUUGCUGCUGAGUGCCUGUCAAAUUCCUUUGAGGGAGACCGAGAGAAAGCAGUGGUUCUGGAUGUGGCCUGUGGCACAGGCCUGGCGUCCACUUGGCUGCAGAAAAAUGGAUUUAAGAAUUUUGUGGGACUGGAUGGCAGUGACAAAAUGCUUGAAGCAGCCAAGAGAAAAGGACUUUACCAGGAGCUGAAGCAGUGCAUGCUGGGAGCCGCAGCCUUGCCUGUCCAAGCUGGGACAUAUGAUGUUGUCCUCAUUGUUGGAGCCCUAGGUAGUGGGCAUUUGCCAGUUACGAUCAUUAGGGAACUAUGGAAAGUCGCAAAGCCUGGGGGCUACAUGUGUUUGACCACGAGGGGAGACGAGAGCAACAAGGAGUACAAACAUCACCUUGAGCUUACUCUGAAUGAGAUGGAGAAGGAAGGGCUCUGGUCCCGGGUUUCAGUCAUGGAGGUGGAAGACUGGGAGAAGGCAGUGUCAGAGCAAGAAUCAGGGUACAUAUCUGGAGCAGUUUACUUGUAUAGGAAGUCUGAGACAUAAUGCACAGUGGUGUGCAAAUAUUUUGGCACCUGUGAAACUAUUUUGUUGAUUUUCUGAGUGAAAAGAUAUUAACACAAUCUCUGCAGGGAACAGUCACUUCUGUGAAUUUUAAUGUACAAUUUCUUAAUAUUUUCUGAUUCUGACAGAUUGUAAAAAUUUAAAUGUUUAAUGUGGCAUUGUAUAGUGGUGACAACUUGAAAACUUUGAAGACACUCAUUGCGAUGCAUUGGACCAAUCUUUUUGGGAAAUAAAUGUAUGACCUGUGAAGACAAAACAUUUUCUCUGAACAACUGUAUUAUUAACAAAAAUACAUUGCAUCAAUGUGCUACUUUUGAAGUUCAUCCCAAACUUAGGGAACUGAAUCGUGGCCUUCUGUAGUGCACGUGCAAAACCAAUGUGUCAUCCCUCACCAAUGGGGAAGGCUGAGAACUCAGAAGAACCAAAACAAAGGGUUGUCAACCUUUUACAAGUCAGGAAAUGACUGAACAAAUUAAGUUAGGAUGCCACAUUCACUAUUGGCUCAAUAAUUAAGGAGUAGAAAACCAUUGUGGUAAACUUGCCUUGUACUAAGUGCUGGUGCAUCUUGCCCCCACACAUAGUGAGAAGCAGAUGGUUUAGGAGGCAAAGAAAAAUUCAAGGGCCGAAGUUGGAGAUGUAAAAAAAAUUGGUUUCAUGUUUGCUUGGUUGCUUGGGGGAGUCUCCAAAGCUAUCAUCAGGCACAACCUCCAUGCCAGUAGGUUUUCUUGGAAGGAUUGACAUUGAGAGCAAUGAAUAAUAUGACUUUGCUAAAAGGCAUUUAGACUUCAACUGGAGUGGUAUGGUCAGAUGAAACUAAAAUUGUGCUCUUUGGUCAUGCACACCAGCAGUGGGUUUGUCUUUGGAAGAAGAACAAUUGUUGAAAAGAAAACUGUACCUACAUUGCAAUAUGGUGCUGGAUUAUAGAUAUUAUGUGGUUGUUUUGCAUUUACUGGUCCUUGGGCAAAGGAAUCAUAAACUUAAUUCCACUUUUUUUAAUCCAA
Anguilla anguilla (European eel) is the source of this 2192-nucleotide messenger RNA. It is a transcript of the gene mettl27, whose product is annotated as methyltransferase like 27. Gene Ontology annotation, molecular function: S-adenosylmethionine-dependent methyltransferase activity. Bases 487 to 1173 code for a protein of 228 amino acids. The transcript is spliced from 7 exons. The record is from RefSeq and is a predicted model, not a curated record. NCBI's taxonomy places the organism in Eukaryota, Metazoa, Chordata, Actinopteri, Anguilliformes, Anguillidae.